GGGGCGGAGGUGAGGCUGUCGCUUUAAGAAGUUGUUGCAUGGAGGAGAAGCUGGUGAUUUUCCACUCAAACUGAUAUUAAACUGUUUCCCUCCGCGUUAAAAGGAGGAAGAACAGGCGGCUUCGGUAAAGCGAGGACAGCAUGGCACAAAAAGAGAAGCUCCAAUGCCUGAAGGACUUUCACAAGGACACCCUGAAGCCGUCGCCGGGGAAGAGUCCGGGCACGCGGCCCGAGGACGAGGCCGAAGGAAAAGCCCCCCAGAGGGAGAAGUGGGCCAGCAAGCUCGACUUCGUCCUGUCGGUGGCCGGAGGCUUCGUCGGAUUGGGAAACGUCUGGCGGUUUCCUUACCUUUGUUAUAAAAACGGUGGAGGUGCGUUUCUCAUCCCUUACUUCAUCUUCCUGUUCGGCGGCGGCCUGCCGGUCUUCUUCCUGGAGGUGGCGCUGGGCCAGUACACCUCCGAGGGGGGCAUCACCUGCUGGGCCAAGCUGUGCCCCAUCUUCACGGGUAUCGGCUACGCCUCCGUGGUGAUCGUGUCCCUGCUGAACGUGUACUACGUGGUGAUCCUGGCCUGGGGGCUCUACUACCUGUUCCAGUGCUUCCAGCCGGAGCUCCCCUGGGCCAAGUGCAAGCAGCCCUGGAACACGGAAUUCUGCGUGGAGGACACGGUCCGCCGAAACAAGACCUUGUGGCUCGCCGCCAACAUCACCAACUUUACCUCCCCUGUCACCGAGUUCUGGGAACGCAACGUCCUGAGCAUCUCGUCCGGGAUCGAGGACAUCGGGAUCGUGAAGUGGGACCUGGCCCUGUGUCUCCUGGCCGUCUGGGUCAUCUGCUUCUUCUGCAUCUGGAAGGGAGUCAAGUCCACGGGGAAAGUGGUGUACGUAACGGCAACCUUCCCCUUUGUGAUGCUAAUCGUGCUGUUGGUGCGAGGAGUGACGCUGCCCGGGGCAUCCGAAGGCAUCAAAUUCUACCUUUACCCCAACCUGACUCGCCUGCAGGACCCUGAGGUGUGGAUCGAUGCGGGAACCCAGAUUUUCUUCUCCUACGCCAUUUGCCUGGGAGCCAUGACAUCGCUGGGGAGCUACAACAAGUACAAAUACAACUGCUACAGGGACUGUUUGCUGCUGGGAGGCCUCAACAGCGGUACCAGCUUUGUGUCUGGCUUCGCAAUAUUUUCCGUCCUGGGCUUCAUGGCACAAGAACAAGGGGUGGACAUUGCCGAUGUGGCAGAGUCAGGUCCCGGUCUGGCCUUCAUCGCCUACCCCAAAGCCGUGUCCAUGAUGCCGAUGCCGACCCUCUGGGCCGUCCUCUUCUUCAUCAUGCUGCUGCUGCUGGGCCUCGACAGCCAGUUUGUUGAAGUGGAAGGACAGAUCACCUCCAUUGUGGAUCUGUACCCGGAGGUCCUGCGGAAGGGCUACCGCCGGGAGAUGUUCAUCGCGUUCAUGUGCUCCAUGAGCUAUCUGCUGGGGCUCGCCAUGGUAACCAAAGGCGGCAUGUACGUGUUUCAACUCUUCGACUACUACGCCGCCAGCGGUGUGUGCCUUCUGUGGGUGGCGUUCUUUGAAUGCAUCGCUGUAGCCUGGGUUUAUGGCGUGGAUAAUUUCUACGAUGGCGUCGAGGACAUGAUCGGCUACAGACCCAACGCGUGGAUGAAAUUGAGCUGGACCUGGAUCACUCCCAUCCUCUGCAUGGGCUGCUUCGUCUUCUCCCUGGUGAAGUACAAGCCGUUGACCUACAACAAGGUGUACGAGUACCCCGACUGGGCCAUCGGUAUCGGCUGGGUUUUGGCCCUGUCCUCCAUGAUCUGCAUCCCCAUGGUGAUGGUCAUCAAGAUCCUACAGUCAGAGGGAUCCCUGGUCGAGAGGAUAAAAGCAGUGGCGGCGCCGGCGAAGUCGGGCGUGAGCUCCCGCCCGAAAGAGUACGACGUGAAGGGCGAAGAGCCGACGCUGCCCCUGAACCCCAACGGGAACAGCGGCUCGGCGAAGCCCACCCACACCAUCGUGGAAACGACGAUGUGAGCGCUCUCUGUGAGAGGAAUACGAUCGAUGUGCUUUUCCGCGUUAUCAUGUCCGCUAACGGAAGGUUCCCAUCAGCAAAUAUGUUCACGUCGGAGAUACUCUGGUUUGAUUUCUACGAAGAGUUAUAUAAUAUUGUUGUAAUGUUUUUUUUUAUUUUUUUGCUAUAUUGAUAUUGUUGAUAUUACAAUUAUUAUUGCUGUAGUUGGCACUGAUCUCAGUCUUUUAGUAUUUUGAGAUAGAAAAUAUUCAAUGUUUACUACGAUUCUGUUGAUUCCGGAGAAGAGAUGAGGAAUUUGCUUUUUUUUUUUGUUGUUGUUGUGUAAUAGAAGAAAUUCUUAUUUCACAUAAAUGUACUAAACUAAACGAGCAAUUAACCGCGUAAAAGGUAGACGACGUCUCGACACCUUUGCGUGAUUGUCGUUGCCUGCGCUAACUACUAAUUUGUUGUUGUUGUUGGUGGUGGUCCCCCCCCCCCCUGCAGUGAAAAUGAAUGUAUGCGAGCCGCCCGCGUCUCUCAGAGUAAGAAUCUGUAACAGGUUGAGUGGAAAAGAGUUCAUCUUUGCUUGACAUCCCUUUAAGUAACUCGUUGAAUGAGGCCUUGGCCAAAUACUGUGAGAAAUGCGUCCAUCCAAAAUGAGAUCCAUCCUCAGAAACCAGAAAAAGAAGAAGUACGGAGAAAAGGGAAGUGGCAUUUUUAGAGUAUUUGUACACAGCCUGCGUGACUACUAUAGUCAGUCCCAGUGCAUUUAUUGAAACCUCUCUUUGCACUUUAUAUGUUGUUCCACCUUUUAUUGUAGUAUUUGUUUUGAUUGUCGGAGGCUAUGCGGAGUUGCAUUUGCAGCACAUUUGAGGAGGAAAUAUUUUUAGUUUCUAACUUUUUGAUAUUGUGAACUUUGAUAUACAGUAUCUAGUUGUCUACGUGCUUGGACAAUGACGAAAUGGAGUAGAAAUCAAAUGUUCUUAGGAGAAUCUGAGUAGAUCACUUUAAAAGUAAAAACAUUUUUCUGAACAUCUAUAGCAGAUGCGCUCUGCAGAACUACCACUGGAUUCUAGUUUCUUAUGUUCGGUUUAGGGAUUUAUAAUGUAGAAUUUGAAUUGUUUGUAAAUCACAUAUGCCUUUUUGUAACAAUUUUAUACUGUACAUCACGUGAACACCAUCACCACUUUACUAAAUACUAAUUACGAGCCAGGAUUUUUCAGCGUGUAUUAUUCAUUGAAGCAAUGAUGGCACCCUCCGCUCGCUCAAUGCACCAUCAACUUUAGAAUAUUGUUCAAUAAUUCAUCAACUUGCACAGAAAAUUCUGAAGCAUGUGCAGUAGCCACCACGGCGCCGCGCUGCUUUGUCUGUUCAAAUCUUGGGGAUUCAAGUGUACCAAAGUAUUUCUUGCACAGUCGCCCCCUUUGAGAUGCACAUUGCAUCAUUUCUUAUAGAUUCAUAUAGAUUACAAAUAAACAUUUGUCUCUUUG
Gasterosteus aculeatus aculeatus (three-spined stickleback) is the source of this 3485-nucleotide messenger RNA. RefSeq names its product sodium- and chloride-dependent taurine transporter. NCBI's taxonomy places the organism in Eukaryota, Metazoa, Chordata, Actinopteri, Perciformes, Gasterosteidae. Gene Ontology annotation, molecular function: taurine:sodium symporter activity; gamma-aminobutyric acid:sodium:chloride symporter activity. Gene Ontology annotation, biological process: neurotransmitter transport; sodium ion transmembrane transport; amino acid transport. Gene Ontology annotation, cellular component: cell projection; plasma membrane. The record is from RefSeq and is a predicted model, not a curated record.